AUGAAGAAAAACAGAGGCCGGACAGGUCGAAGGAGAAGAAGAAAACACUUGCAGAGCUUCAUGGAUGGAGUCAACUGCAGUCAUAAGCUGGAAUACAUUAAACUUAAGAAGUGGCUGAAAGAGAGAGGAUUUGAAGACAAGAAUUUAAGGCCAGCACAGUUCUGGGAUACAGGAAGAGGACUGAUGGCAACAAAAGCUCUUCAGGCAGGGGAUCUGAUUAUUUCAUUGCCUGAGAAAUGCUUACUCACCACGGGCACUGUCCUUAGUAGCUGCUUGGGAAAAUACAUUAUGAAAUGGAAGCCUCCCGUAUCUCCUUUGAUAGCACUGUGCACGUUUUUAAUAGCGGAGAAGCAUGCUGGUGAGAAGUCACUGUGGAAGCCGUAUCUUGAUGUUUUACCCAAUACAUACACUUGUCCUGUUUCUUUGGAGCACGAUGUAGUGAGCCUUCUUCCUGAACCAUUAAGAAAGAAGGCUCAGGAGCAGAGAACGAUGGUCCAUGAGUUGUACAUGUCUUCCAAAGCUUUUUUCUCUUCCCUGCAGCCUUUGUUUGCUGAGAACACAGGGACUAUUUUUAACUACAGUGCUCUAGAGUGGGCUUGGUGCACUGUUAAUACCAGGACAAUAUACAUGAAACAUUCACAGAGGGAAUGUUUUUCUCUUGAGCCAGAUGUUUAUGCAUUGGCACCAUAUUUAGAUUUGCUAAACCACAGACCAAAUGUACAGGUAAAGGCUGCAUUUAAUGAGCAGACAAGAAGCUAUGAAAUUUGGACAAAUUCACAGUGCAAAAAAUAUGAAGAAGUAUUUAUCUGUUAUGGGCCCCAUGAUAAUCAGCGACUGCUACUGGAAUAUGGAUUUGUUGCCACUGAUAACCCUCACAGCAGUGUUUAUGUCUCAUCAGAUACUCUCCUCAGAUAUUUUCCACCACUGGACAAGCAGAGAAAUGCAAAACUUUCCAUUCUAAAGGAUCAUGAUUUCUUAGAAAACCUGACCUUUGGAUGGGAUGGACCGUCUUGGAGACUCCUCACAGCCCUCAAGUUGUUAUGUCUUGAAGCAGAUGAAUUUACUUGCUGGAGGAGAACGCUGCUUGGUGAUUUAAUUUCAGCCAGAAACGAACAGCAGACUUUGAAUAUAACAGCAAAAAUAUGUCAUUUUUUAAUAGAGGAGACACAGCAUGUCCUUCUCCAGAUUUCCCAGUUGAAAAGGAACAAAGAGAACCUGAAAAAACACCUGGCUUUGGUAGAAGCACUACGCUUGGAAGAUCUGAAGAUACUACAAAAAUCAGCUGAGAUUCUUUGCAACUUGAAUAUGGCAACAACUUGACCCAUCUGGAGCU
Molecule: messenger RNA, 1333 nt
Organism: Balearica regulorum gibbericeps (East African grey crowned-crane)
Lineage: Eukaryota; Metazoa; Chordata; Aves; Gruiformes; Gruidae
Source: RefSeq, a predicted model, not a curated record